AUGUCUCGAGUCCCAUCCGUCAUCCAAGCGCCCACACCGGCCCAUGUCCAGACAUACUACUGCACCCACACCAGGUCAAACCGAUCAAACAUCGAGGCAACUGUGAGACGGCUACUUGGUGACUCGGCUGACCAGCCGCUCCGUCGACUGCCUGAGCAUGGCGAUUUGGCCAUUCCGCGCCCCCAUAGAUCGGGUGGUCCCAAGUUCUGGGUGGUCAGGAUCUCCGGUCAGCUAUCACAGGGAGAUCAGGAUACCAUACUUGAAGCCGCCAGGAAAAGUGAGAGCGCUGGGUGUCAAGCUUUCAUCAAAGGUACCGAGCGUACCACUGGACUGAGCCCGCAUCAUCUUGGUGUCUUCUUCCGUGCCUCCGAGAUCCAUACACCCUGGGUCACCAAUGACACACUACAACCACAUUCGAACAAACGGGUCGCAGCAGCGAGAAGGCAAUGUAUGCUGGGACUAUGCUUGGCCAUAGAUGCUGUCGUCAAGGAGAAGGUUCAAGCCAGGCUCGACCAGGUGGAUCGUAAGACCUGCCUGGCACAUAAAGCCAGCAACGACCGUUUCAGGUCUGCCGUUGACCAAGGAAAGCUCGAUCUCCGUGGAUUGUCCCCUUCCGACUUUCAAGAUGUCCAGGUUGACCAUGUAGCCGAUUUCUUCCGCUUCGGUCAGCUGGCUACCUGCUCUGCGAUCACCCAAGGUCAAUCAGAGAAGCUGCACAUGGAUAACCAUGAUGACCGUCGUCUAUACACCACACUCCUCGUCUUGGGUCGGGAGAACUUAGACUGGGAUCACACAGAUGGUAGGGGUGAUCUCUUGCUUCCCACGUUAGGACUCGCUUUACCCGUCUUUCCCGGUGAUGUUGUGUUCUUCCAGCCAGGGCUCCUACCUCAUCGAGUGGUGGCUCUCAAGCCAGAAGAUGCCAAGAAACGAGUGGUGAUCACCAUGUUCACCUGCGAGCCUACAACGGAUUACUUGGACAUGCAAGGAAUCAUGUUACCCCGUGCUAAGAGGUCCUGGAAGCCGAGGUCAGGGCAGGAUACUUGUCCCAAAUGUGAUAAGACCUACAAGGAUCUCCUCGAUCACAUCAAGAAGAAACACGGUGAGGACAGGUUCACUGCAGAGGAGAUGGCAGAGACGGGCUUAUGGGUGUGCUCCUGCGGAAAGGUGACAGCUAGUGAGAGAGGGUUAUCCUACCACCGUAAACGAUACCCCAGUCAUCAUGUGUAA
Kwoniella botswanensis is the source of this 1227-nucleotide messenger RNA. RefSeq lists its product as uncharacterized. The transcript has a single exon. The record is from RefSeq and is a predicted model, not a curated record. Lineage: Eukaryota; Fungi; Basidiomycota; Tremellomycetes; Tremellales; Cryptococcaceae. The coding region runs from base 1 to 1227 and encodes 408 amino acids.